CUAACCAAUAACUGCGGUGGAAGCAACAAGGUUCUCCCCCCUCCUCGCACCCACCCGCCCUUCCCAAGAACGGGGGGAAAUCACAGACGUCAAUCAAGAAAUACUGCAAAAUAAGAUGGACCCUCCCGGCAGCCGAGGCAUCGCGCAGAGCAGCGGUGAGGCUCUGGCAGUGUGCUGGCAGCCGCCAGCCCUGCAGCUCCGCCGCUGACCGGGGAGCGCACGGGGCUCCGCAGCCCGGCUCUUUCCUUCCCUCCCUUCCAAAACUGUCAGGCACAAAUGGGCAGGAGGAUAUUGGCUGCAAGGGGCGCGGAGGCUCCUCCCAGAGCCUGGAUCCCGAUAUUUUUGGAGGAUUUCUUCUAACUCAGUUACAAACCUUGGGGAAGGGAACAAGUUGCCGCUGUAGCGGAGGCAGAACGCGCCUCUGCUUGGGAGAGCGCGGCUCUCGCUCCUUCUUUCGCCUUCCCAAGACUACCUUGGAUGCUUCACCUCACUUGCGGAUGAGAGCUGUGCUGCCUGUUGGGGGGGACCGCUCCUGAUUUGGAUGUUGCUGUUUUUGUGAAAGCAAGGGUUGUAAGGGAAUGAAAGGGGAGACAAUGAAGAAAAACCGACCGGGAGAGAGCCCCAGCCCAAAGCGUUUUCCCGAGAACUGACGGGUGUUUUGGGGCUGAGCGAUCCCGUCGGAGGCGGCGGAGGGAGCGAGCCUGCCCGCUCCGCGGGGGACUUCCCGGGACCGGCUAUUCCCUUCGGAUGCGGACUAGGAAACCUGCAGGAAAUUCUCCCGCCGCCCUGCGAAGCCACCAUGAAUUCAGUGGCUGGAAAUAAGGAGAGGAUUGCGGUCACGGCGCGGAGCAGAAAAUAUGGGGUGACCGAGCCCUGCUCCCCCACCAAGCCCGCCGCCCCCUUCUCCCCCGAGAGCUGGUACCGGAAGGCGUACGAGGAGUCCCGGGCGGGCGGCCGCCCGGCGCCGGAGGGAGCUGGCUCUGCCCUGGGCUCCUCCGGCACCCCGUCCCCGGGCUCCGGCACCUCUUCGCCCGGCUCCUUCACCGGCUCGCCGGGACCCGCCUCGCCCGGCAUCGGCACCAGCUCCCCCGGCUCCCUGGGCGGCUCGCCGGGCUUCGGCACCGGCUCGCCGGGCUCCGGCAGCGGCGGCGGCUCCUCGCCGGGCUCGGACCGCGGCGUCUGGUGCGAGCACUGCAACGCCCGCCUGGCGGAGCUGAAGAGGCAGGCGCUGAAGCUCCUCAUCCCCGGGCCCGUCUGCAGCAAGGACCCAGGUUUCUCCUCGGUGAUCCAUGAGAAGCUCCAAGUUCCCAAUACCAUUCGUAAGGCAUGGAAUGAGAAGGACAACAGAUGUGACGUUUGUGCCACACACCUGAACCAGCUGAAGCAAGAGGCCAUUCAGAUGGUGCUGACCUUGGAGCAAGCUGCCAACUCAGAACAUUAUGAUGCCUCACCAGGCUCUCCCCCACCUCUCUCCAACGUCCCCACGUUGGUGAGUCCCCGGCACAUGGGCAGCCUGCAGCCCAGGGACUGGGCCUACGUGCCUGCUCCUUAUGCUCCAUCUAAUUAUACAGGCUUUGUUGCCAACAAACACAGCGGAAAACCCAACAGUCUAGGAAUUGGAAAUGGGGUGGAGAAAAAAAAUGGCUCUCCUGGACACCAAGCCAAGGUCAGCUUUCAAAUGGCCACCAGCCCCAGCAAUGGCAAUGUUCUCAACUCUGUGGCUAUCCAGGCCCACCAGUACCUUGAUGGCACCUGGUCUUUGUCAAGAACGAAUGGAGUCACUCUCUACCCCUACCAAAUAUCUCAGCUUAUGACAGAGACUAGUCGAGAGGGGCUGACUGAAGCAGCACUGAACCGCUACAAUGCAGACAAACCCUCCCUGUACAGCUUCCCUGCUUCCCAGAGCACAUAUGUUGCCAGUGAAGUAUCCACAGGCACCUCGGUGGCAGCAUCAUUUUUUGCCAGAGCUGCUCAGAAAUUGAACCUGUCUUCCAAAAAGAAGAAGCACAGGCCUUCUGCAUCAUCUGUUCCUGAAUCUCCUCUCUUCUCUACCUGCUUCAGCAGUAUCCUUCAGACUUCCCCACCCCCUGCACCACCAUGUUUGUUGAGGGCAGUCAGCAAAGUGAAAGACACUCCUGGUUUGGGCAAGGUCAAGGUCAUGGUGCGCAUUUCUUCCACGCUUGCCAGAGACACGUCUGAGUCCAGCUCUUUCCUAAAAGUUGACCCCCGCAAGAAGCAAAUCACACUGUAUGACCCAUUGGCCUGCGGAGGCCAGAAUGCUUUCCAGAAAAGGGGCAGCCAGGUUCCACCCAAGAUGUUUGCUUUUGAUGCAGUUUUCCCUCAAGAUGCAUCACAGGCUGAAGUAUGUGCUGGGACUGUGGCUGAGGUGAUCCAGUCUGUGGUCAAUGGGGCAGAUGGCUGCGUGUUCUGCUUUGGUCAUGCCAAGCUUGGGAAGUCAUACACCAUGAUUGGGAAGGACGAUUCCAUGCAAAACCUUGGAAUAAUUCCUUGUGCCAUCUCGUGGCUAUUCAAGUUGAUUAAUGAACGCAAAGAGAAGACAGGAGCGCGCUUCUCGGUCCGGAUUUCUGCAGUGGAAGUGUGGGGGAAAGAAGAAAAUCUGAGAGACCUGUUGUCAGAAGUGGCUACAGGCAGCCUGCAAGAUGGCCAGUCCCCAGGUGUCUACCUUUGUGAAGACCCCAUUUGUGGCAUGCAGCUCCAGAAUCAGAGCGAGCUGCGUGCCCCCACGGCAGAGAAGGCCGCCUUCUUCCUGGACGCCGCUAUCGCCUCCCGCCGCAGCAGCCAGCGGGACUGCGACGAGGAGGAUCACCGCAACUCCCACAUGCUCUUCACGCUGCACAUCUACCAGUACCGCAUGGAGAAGAGCGGCAAGGGCGGAAUGUCUGGAGGCCGCAGCCGCUUGCACCUUAUUGACCUGGGCAGCUGCGUGAAAGUGCUCAGCAAGAGCCGCGAGGGAAGCUCUGGCCUCUGUCUGUCCUUGCCAGCGCUGGGCAAUGUCAUCCUCGCCCUUGUCAACGGGAGCAAACACAUCCCAUACAAAGACAGCAAGCUGACCAUGUUGCUCCGAGAGUCCUUGGGGAAUAUGAACUGCCGCACCACGAUGAUAGCUCACAUUUCAGCUGCUGCGGGGAACUACGCUGAGACGCUCUCCACCAUCCAGAUUGCCUCAAGGGUCCUCAGGAUGAAGAAAAAGAAAACUAAGUACACAUCAAGUUCUUCUGGAGGCGAGAGCUCCUGUGAGGAGGGCAGGAUGCGGAGGCCAACCCAGCUGAGACCAUUCCAUUCUAGAAACACUGUGGACCCAGACUUCCCUAUUUUACAUUUAUCAAGUGAUCCUGAUUAUUCAUCCAGCAGUGAGCAGUCAUGUGACACGGUGAUUUAUGUUGGCCCCAAUGGCACUGCCCUUUCUGACAAGGAACUGACAGAUAACGAGGGUCCCCCUGACUUUGUUCCCAUAGUUCCUGCUCUGCAAAAGACCAAAAAUGAGGGCAGGUUGGAGGAAGUUAGUGAAUCAGGGCCCAGCACAGCUGAAAGAGACUGCCUGAAGUGCAACACCUUUGCAGAGCUCCAGGAGAGACUGGAUUGCAUAGACGGCAGUGAAGAGACUGACAAAUUUCCCUUUGAAGAGAUGCCUGCUCAAUUUAGCUCAGACCAGAUGUCUAAGUGUGCUGUCUCAAGCCAGCUGGCAGAGCUGAGCCACUUACCAGAGUCAGAUAAGGAAGAUACGAUGCCAGAAUGUCAGCAUCCUGAUAGAGAAGCCAAGGAAAAUACAAAUACAACACCCAGCAAAACUAGGAGAAAUCACUCCCCUGUUCCUUCUGGAGCUCUUACCAAUCUUUCAACUCCUUCUUCUCCCAGGAGUGUAACAGGCAGCUCUAGUAAAGAACUUAACUCUUGUCAGUUAGCACACAGCACCAGCUUGCAGAGCAGCAGAGAAGGGCUCAACACCUCUGGAUUUGUGGAAGGCAAACCUCGGCCAAUGGGUUCACCCCGGCUUGGCAUUGCAAGCCUCUCAAAGACAUCUGAGUAUAAGCCACCAACUUCUCCUUCCCAGAGAUGCAAGGUCUACACACAGAAAGGAGUCCUGCCCAGCUCCACUCCCCCACCAGCUCCCCUGAGUAAGGAUGCUGCCAUGACAUCUACUGAAUCGUUAUUACAGCCAGAAAUCCGGACCCCGCCUGUAGGCAUGAGCCCUCAGAUUAUGAAAAAGUCAGUGUCAUCCAACAAUGGGGAUUUUGAAGAGACCGUUCUCAAUGAAGAUGAGCAGCAAAGCAUUUCUCCAGAAUCCAAGAAGGAGAUUCUGAGCACAACCAUGGUGACUGUGCAGCAGCCAUUGGAGCUGAACGGAGAGGAUGAGCUUGUGUUCACACUUGUGGAAGAGCUGACCAUUAGUGGUGUCCUUGACAAUGGGCGCCCGACCAGUAUCAUCAGUUUUAACAGUGACUGCUCUGUGCAGGCUUUGGCCUCUGGCUCUAGGCCAGUCAGUAUUAUCAGCAGUAUCUCUGAAGAUCUUGAAUGUUACUCCAGUGCAGCUCCUGUGUCUGAAGUCAGCAUCACACAGUUUCUUCCUCUUCCAAAGCUGAGUCUGGAUGACAAGCCCCAAGACGAUGGCAGCAGGCGCUCAUCCAUCAGCUCGUGGCUGAGUGAAAUGAGCACAGGGAGUGAUGGUGAACAGUCGUGCCACAGCUUCAUAGCCCAGGCGUGCUAUGGGCAUGGGGAAGCUAUGGCAGAACCCCCUGUCUCCGAGUUUGCAAGCACCAUACAAAGUGCCAGCAUGAUUUGUGUAAGUGACAAACAGAAGUCAGUGACUGACAACAUGCUUAUAAUGUCGGAAAUGGGGGAGGAAGCUUUUGGCAAAGCGCCACCCAUCAAAGGCUGUAAAAUAUCAGCUGUAGGCAAAACUACUGUCACAAUCAAAAACACAGCAAGUCUCAGCAGCUGUGAUGGCUACAUCCCAAUGAAGACGAACAUUACUGUGUAUCCAUGUAUUGCUGUUAAUUCCUUCAAAGCUCAAGACACUGAUGAUGCUGUACCUGCUGUAACUGCAGACCCAAAGGCUGUUCAUCCCCAUGAUGGGAAAGAAUCCACUGCUAAGAAGGUUAUCAAAUUUGAAGACCCUUGGUUGAAGAGAGAAGAAGAUGUUAAAAAGGACAGCUCUGGCAGCAGUGAUGGGCCAAGGCCUGAUACAGUUGUAGUUUCAGCCAAGCCUGAGAACAGCACAAAACAGUCCUCCACAGACAGGUUUAGCACCAGCAGUGGGGACACAUCUAUUUCCCCAGGAUCUGACAGUCUAAAAAGGAUUGUGGAUGGCUGUGAGGUGGCAGCAUCCAGCUCUGCAACCCAAAGCCCUGUUCAUUCCAGUGAUGGCUUGAAGAAUUGUAGCCUCCCUCGAGGGCUCCCAAAGGCAAGUAAGGUGGAGGAAUCUGACAGUCAUCUCCAUCCUACUUUUACUGACAGCAGUUCUCCUGCCAUCCCCCAGUUUUCUAAGGCUAGUCUUGACAAGAAAAUGGCCUCUCCCAAACACUGCAUACUCACUCGUCCCAAAGGGACCCCUCCUCUACCACCUGUGAGAAAAUCAAGCUUGGAUCAGAAGAACAGAGCCAGCCCCCAGCACAGUGCAGCCAGCAGCACCACAAGCAGUCCCUCCAGCCAGCCUGUGUCCUUCCUGGCCAGCUUCCCUGAGGAGCAGAAUGCCAAACUAAAAGGCCCUGGCAUAGACAGCAGUGUCAGCAACAGCAGCAGCAAGCUCUUCAGUGCCAAGCUGGAGCAGCUCGCCAGCAGGACCAACUCCCUAGGGAGGUCCACAGGAAGCCACUAUGAGUGUUUGUCGCUGGAAAGAGCAGAAAGUCUGUCCUCUGUGAGCUCCAAAAUGAGCCCUGGUAGAGACACCACCAUGCCUAGGGCUGGAAGGAGCCUCAGCCGCAGUGCCAUGUCGUCACCCACCAACUCGGGCCUCUCCCACUCGGCAGGUGCCUCCCCAAAAGCCAGCCAGUCAAAGAUCUCUGCUGUCAGCAAGCUCCUGCUGGCAAGUCCCAAGGCCCGCAGCCUCUCUGCCUCUGCCACCAAAACGCUCAGCUUCUCCACCAAGUCUCUGCCCCAGUCCGUAGGGCAGAGCUCCAGUUUGCCCCCAAGUGGGAAGAACAUGUCCUGGUCAAUGCAGUCCCUCAGCAGAAGCCGAGGCUCCAGCCUUGCUUCCAAAUUGCCCCUUCGGGCUGUCAAUGGGCAGAUUUCUGAGCUGCUCCAGGGGAGUACCAGUGCCAGAGGCGUACAGCUGCCGGGAAGCCUAGAGCCAGACGAGCGCGGGGGCCUUCCCGGAGACGAGAAGCCAGCUGUUCACAUGCUGCCUUCACCUUACAGCAAGAUCACCCCUCCUCGGAAACCUCACCGCUGCAGCAGCGGCCACGGGAGCGACAACAGCAGCGUCCUGAGCGGGGAGCUGCCCCCUGCCAUGGGGAAAACAGCCCUCUUCUACCACAGUGGGGGCAGCAGUGGCUACGAGAGCAUGAUGAGGGACAGCGAGGCCACGGGGAGUGCCUCCUCAGCGCAGGACUCCAUGAGUGAGAACAGCAGCUCUGCCAGUGGCAGAUGCCGGAGCCUCAAAACCCCAAAGAAACGAUUAAAUGCGGGUUCACAGAGGAGGAGGCUUAUUCCAGCUUUAUCCCUUGACACUGCCUCCCCAGCAAGGAAGCCUGCCAACAGCCCCGGGGUGCGCUGGGUGGACGGGCCACUGCGGAGCGGGCAGAGGGGGCUGGGGGAGCCCUUUGAGAUCAAAGUCUAUGAGAUAGAUGACGUGGAGAGGCUCCAGCGACGGCGAGGUGGGGACAGCAAGGAGGUGAUAUGUUUCAAUGCCAAGCUGAAAAUCCUGGAGCAUCGCCAGCAGAGAAUCGCUGAGGUCAAGGCCAAGUAUGAGUGGUUAAUGAGGGAACUGGAGGUGACCAAACAGUACCUGAUGCUGGAUCCUAAUAAGUGGCUCAGUGAAUUUGAUCUGGAGCAGGUAUUUGAGCUGGAUUCUCUGGAAUACUUGGAGGCCCUGGAAUGUGUGACUGAGCGUUUGGAAAACCGUGUCAACUUCUGCAAGGCCCAUCUCAUGAUGAUCACCUGUUUUGAUAUCACCUCUAGACGCCGGUAAAGGAUGAACCUCGAGAGGAUUUCAAUGCACAUCUCUGCCAUCCUCCUUUUCCCUUCCAAACAGCAUCCCAAAGACAAAAGAAUGAGGAUGAAGGUUGGAGUCAAGUCUCAUCUGUGUGUAUGAGAGAUUUGCUAUACUAUACAGAGGAGUAGUGUUGAAAAACCAAACAGAACAAGCAUGGAAAAUGGAGAUAGAAGGUUGUUGAUACUCUUAGCCUAAAAGAGCACUUUGUGGAACCUUUUAAGGACAUGUCUGUAAAUAAGAACUGCUGGCAGAAGACACUUCUUUCCCUGCAUUAGCUGAGGAAGGAGGAAAGGUGGUUGUGGGACUUCCAUUGAGAGGUUCAUUAAAAGAAAACCUAUCCAGAAAAACUGUUCAAGUGCCUUGCAAAUCUUUGUUAUCCAAACAUUUAUGUUCAUACUUUAUUGUGUACAGAUGGUGCUAGUCAAGAAAAGAAAAAGGAAAAAAAAAAGCAAAUACACUUUUGAAAUGUAUUUACAGCUUGUUUUUCUCUUGGUGUUUUCUCCUAUUUCAGACUUGCUGUUUCUAAGUAACUUGUGUUUGUAGAGAUAUUUCCUAAUCAGUACAACAUAUGAAUAAAUGUUAACUGUCUUUUCUUGUUACCAGAGUAAGGCCACUCAAAGAGAAAUUCAGCUUCCCAGAUGACACAAACAUAUUUCUAGCAGAGAAUAAGGUUUGUUUAAAUGCUCUUCUGUACUCUCUUAUAUGCUGGAGAACACCGUCAUUUUCCCAGCCUGUAGGUUUUGCAGUGUAUGAAACAGAAGCGACAUUACUGUGAAGUAAAUAUCUUUUCAAUUUGAUCCAACCCCCAUAACUUGUUUUCUUGUUCAUAUAUGUUUUGCUUUGUACUGGCUGGAGUUAUGAAUGAAGAAGUACUUUUAUCCUAACCCCUUUUUCUGGUGCUAGUAACUUGCUGGAAAAGUGCCCUCUAAGCUAAGUGUUCCCAUGUUUAUCAGUCCAAAAAUGAGUGAUUUGUUCUUUCUUGAGACUAUGACUGAUAAAAUUUAGCUCCAUCUCUUUAUGACAUAUACCACUGUGAGACAUUUUUUGUCAGCUUCUGAGCCCUGGCCCAGUGUGUCCAUACUCACAGAUGUACCUGAGGAGUGCAGGCUCUGCUCAGCUCAGCACAUCAGGAAAUAAAGCAAAUGAGUAGAUACUUCAGGCAAGUUUGCUAUGCCAUCUUUACUAAUCCUCAGUACCUGAAGCCAUGGCAAAAUUCAUAUUGGCAUCAAAAGGACAAGGGUCUGCACCUCCCUAUGCAUCCAGUUAUUCUACUAGUUGGCCUCUUUAUCUACAAAACAAUAUGUGGGAAGGAAUAUCCUUUGUAUUUCAUAAACAAAUGUGCAAAACCGCAUUUUAAUCACAUAAGAGCAUGAAGAAUUAUUUUUUUGAAUUAGGUUUCUUAUUCCCCUAUACUGAAAUAAGCACAUUCACAAAAAUUCCUCUCUCAGAUACAUUUGUGCUAUCCUCCUGUUGCUCAUGAGGAAAUAAGACUAUCAUUUAAUACACUCAAAAUGCAUCAAUAACUGCUGUACUUAACUGCAACUCUUCUUUUACCAGUACCAUUGUAUCAAUGCCAUCUUACAAUGCCCCAAGCAGCAAGUCCCAAUGGUAAAAUAAUACUGAUAGAUUUUCUAGUGGUUAGGUGAACAGAAAAGCUUUUUUAAAAAGUAGAAGUAAAUUUGUAUAGUUUUAUUUUCUUUUAGUGCUCUACAACUUGUAAUAAUGAACCUUACUCAUUUCUAUUGCCUUUGUCACUGGAUUUUGUAGAAAAUUCUACUUACAAUCUAUAGGAUUAUUUGGAAAGGAAAAAAGCUUCUGUGUGAAAGUCACUUUCUAGUCUGUUCCACAGCAAUUUCCUAUCACAAAAGAUAUAUUCUAAGUAAGUGUUAAAGAUAUAUCCAUUUGUCUCAGAAAAAAACCCCAACCAACUCUGAAAAUCCCCCCAAACAAUGCAAUUUGUCUGGCUUUCUUCUCUUUAUAGCAAUUUCAGUAGCAGUUACAAUAUAUUGGUUCUUUGGAGGCCGUCUCUUCUCUGCAGGGCCCCAUGGAUUGAGUACAGCUGCAGAGAGCCAUGGAAAUAAUCCCUGCACACAGUCCAUGACUUACACGGGAGUGGUGAUGUUUCUAUAAAUCAAGUGGACACAUUUCAGAGCUAUUGUAAAAUACCUAUUGCAUGUAAUAUUCCUCACCCACAGUAACUCAAUUAUUCAUUGAUGCUCGAUUUGGUACUUCUGUAGCUUAGGAAGCAUAGCAAAAACUACGUGUACCUGGCCAUUUUAAAGAGUAAGAGUAUAUGUUCACCCUGUUUAACACAAUGGACAAAAAUUGAUCCCUGAAGUAAAAUUGAUUAUGCCAAGGAUGAAUUUAGCAUACUAAAAAAUAUGUACUAAUUGAGCAGAAUUGCAGUACUUACAGAUAUUUUAUUUCUGUGGACCUAAUUAGAGUGUCCAUUAACUCCCAUAGUAUACUAGUAUUCAUAUUCUAAAAUCCAUAUGCAUUCUUGACUUUCUGUCAUUUUAUUUCAGAAAUUGCCACUAUGUUUUUAAGAAUUGUGAUGGCUUAAUACAACAAAAAGGAAUGAAAAAAUUUGUGGAGAUUUGGCAUGAUAAAAUGUUGUCUUCUUGAAAACAGCAUUUACUUCAAAAUUUGUACUACUAUAACACAAGCAUUCACAAAACUCAUAAAGCAUUCAGGACUUUAUUAUGAAAUUGAUCUCAGUUUGCAGUAGCCAGCUUUUUAGAGAAGAUACAUACACUCCUGCAAGUCAUCCAUUCUUUAAGGCAUUGCCAGUAUAAUGCUGGUUUGAUUCUGAUUUUUUAAAAGGCAUUGUGUAGCCCAAAACACACAAGAGCAACACGAAUGUAAUGCCUAAUCAUUUUCACAUUCAGAAAUCAAUCUUAUUUCCCUGGGACAGCUUUAGCAGGAAACAGCAGUGUUAAUGUAAUUAGGUUUGAAGGUUAAUUCUUUGUUCGCACGUGUCACGGGAGAUCGCAGCUCACUGUCGGGCUGUGAGCUGACUGUGGAACACCAGCACUGCUCCACAUCCCCUCCGGCACCUGGGGGCGCUUCCUGAGAGCUGCUGCUCUUGCCAUACAUGAACCUUAUCCAUACAAGGGACAGGAGUUGCUCUGUAGCCAUAAAUUCAACUGUAGCCAUAGGCUGGAGAUUUCGGCUGUGCUGUGGGUGAUUCAGACAUCCCUCUUGUCUGUGUCAGCUCUCACAGCAGGCAGAAGUUGCUCUGGCUCUGGGAGCUGGGUCAAUUUGUGCUCUGGAUGGUGUAGGAGAGUCCUAAUUCCUGGUACAUUUGUCACACAUCUUUUAUUUUGCCAUGCAUGCCCUGCAUUUGCCUCAAAACAAUUCCUUGUCAAUUCAUUCAUUAUGUAAUCCAAAAUUUUACUUUAUAGAAGGACAAGGAAGGAAAUGAAUACUCUCCUUUCUUAGGUUUUCUUCUCAUCUCACUUGCUCUGAUAAAACUGAGGCACAAUUGCAUUAAGAAUCAGAAGAGUUAUUACAAAGUAAAUCCAGUUGUGAGGAAAAUUCAUCCACCUGCCAUUUUUUGGGGUAUUUACUGUUAGCUAUAUAGUAGAAGAUCAUGCUACUCUUAUGUAUUUAACACCCUCUCAUUUUAUGUAAAGGCCACACACAGGGCUUUUGCCGAACAUCUGUCUCCGAUCCCGUCUAAGAAGACCGACUGCCAUAAAUCCUAGCUUAUGAAACUCGCAGGUCCAUAAAAUAGUAGCUGGCACAAAGCAAUGGCAUGAUCCUCCAACAUGAUUCUUAGUGAGAGCUGCAUAGAAUGUACAAAAAGGGAUCAAAGAUACACACUGGCAUUUUAUUCUUUUAUCUCUAAACGUGGCAAUUAUAGAGGCUGAAAGCUGGGAGUGAUGCUGGGAGUAAUACAUACCAAAUCCUGUGUUUGGUCACAGAAAAGUCUGUCUUGAAGUGUGGGUUUUAUUUCUUCACUUUUUUCAUUUAUCUCAAUAAUAUGACUGGUCUUAAAAUAGGGACCCGUGGCAUGGAAUUCAAAUGUGAUGACAGCUGAAAAAUAUAGACUCUUUUACAAAAAUCACCUUUUACAAAUGUUUGUGAUUUUGCUGUAUCAUUUUUAAUGAGGUAAAAAAAUCAUUGUAGAAACAAAAGUUGUACAUGCACCAAUAAAUACACAGGCACGCAGCCUGAGAUGGCCCCCUUGCACAUUGCUGAGGGGAAGUGGCAGAGCUGCUCACAGAUUGCAACAGUACCACUCCCCUUCCCUCCUGCAAGGAGUGCCUGCCUACAGAACCAUUCCCCUUGCACUCACCUGGAUGAAGUUAACUUAAGCCACACUAUUGGGAAAGCUUAUGCUUGAAACUCUUUCAAGGGCUUCUUUGAAAGGUUCUUUCUUACCCUGGUUCUUCAGCCUACAUAGCCAAAUUGCUGCAGUUCCCUCUGUUAAAGCCUGUAAAGGUAUUCCAGAUGAACUACUCUAUAUUUCAGAGUGUCAUGAAAUUAUGGCAAGAUAUUUUAUAAUCUCAGCUGUUUACACAGCAAUUUCUGCAUAUGUUUGAGGUAUACAGCAUAGUUGCAUCAACUGAGAGCCUGGACUCUUGGUGGUCUGUGAAGAUUUCUGUCUAGUCCUAACAGAUUUUAAAUUGUAAAUUGAAGUUUCUUUCAUUGCAGAAGCAAAUUCAUUUCUAAGCCAGAGGCUGAGCGACCUCUGAUGCCAGUUCAUAUGAUGGGAAGGAUGGUUGCACAGCAUUGGGGAUGCACCAGCUCACUGCAGAGAUCAUUAAAUACCAAUAGGAGAUGGUGAUGACCGUAGAGAGAGGCAUUUCUUCUCAAAUCCAUGGAUGGAUCGCUUAAUCCUGAUGUCCUCAUGGUCUCUGUUUUGUAACUCCACAGGCUUUUGCAUUGGCAACACACCGCAGUUUUUGAAGACACAAGGCUGGCUGUUGCUAGUUAUCCUAAGAUUUGUAAGAGGUUUCCAAAUAACCAUAGCAAACAAAACUGUGAAUGAUUUGUCAAUGCAAAGUUAAUAAUCUCUCUCUCUCUUGCAUUUAUUGUGUGCUCAUCCCAGGGUUAUCUGAGCUUCCAUACCUGUUCCUGGAAAUAAUAAACCAUUUUAUUAUUGUCUUUAUCUUUUCUUUUCUCCUUUUCAAGCAACCUUUCAAAACAAACAGAAAAAAAAAAUUCCCUUGGAAAUGUGGCACCCUUUUGCCACCAAAUUAAUGAACAGCAGUCUCGUGCUCACUUAUGCAAACUUUUGAAGCUCACAAAGGGCAUGAUGAUUCUGCAAAGAAUGGAGGUGCUGAAAGUAGCUGAAAUAGUAGCAUUCAGUAGCAUUCAGCUAGAGGAUUUCAAACUACCUUCAAACCCUCCUGGACAGGAAAUAAAACACAACCCAAACCAUCUUACUUUGAGUGGUCCUACUUAAGUAUUGAGCAAACUUUAUAAUAAUGGUAAUAAAUUGGUGCUUGAGGCAGUUUCAGCUAUAUUACAUAUUCUCUAUAUACUAUAGAUAUGGAUGUAUUCACCCUCUUUAUUGUAUAUGUAUGUGUGUAUUUACAUGUAGCACACAUACAUUUAUAUUUUAUGUAUGCAUAGAUACUAACUUUUCUACAUUUUACUUCUUUCCCACCCAUAGCUGAAACUGCUUGUUACUAACAUCCACAUCAUAUUCUAUGUAUGAAGGAUAUAAUUUAUUUGUAAACUCAGGAUGUUCUUGUUUUAUAGAGUUGCUUGUAUUUUAUAAUUUAUUUACACAUCAUGGUUGGAAAUGCUUAUCUAAGUGCUAUGCAUUGAAGUGUAUGUUUGCUAAAUCCAUUUCACUCUGUCCAUGGCUAUGUUCUUUCUCAUUAUAACAGUGGUAUAAAAUAGGGCUAAGGAGGGGAGGAAAUGAUAGAUCUAGAAUUUAUGCUGGUCCCAUCACUGGGCAAUUCCAGGAGAGGAUGUAUCAGUAGUAUAUAUAUAUAUAUUUUAUCAACUAAAUUUUAUGGGGAAAAAAGGAGAAAGAAUAGCAUGAGGACAAAUUCAAAAUGUGGAAAUUCACAGCCAUUUCCAAGUUUGUCAACAAAUGCAUUGAACCUUUUGCCAUUAAAAUUGUAAAGUUUAUUGUUUGCUGGCGAAAAAAUAUCCCUUUUGUGGUAUUUGAGGUGUGAAACAUUGUCAAAAAUAUGAUGUCUGGAAAAAAUCAAACUAUAGUGGCAUUAAAUGUUUACUUUUAUCUUACCAAUA
This is a messenger RNA of Passer domesticus (house sparrow), 13384 nucleotides long. RefSeq names its product kinesin family member 26B (gene KIF26B). The record is from RefSeq and is a predicted model, not a curated record. Gene Ontology annotation, biological process: microtubule-based movement. Gene Ontology annotation, molecular function: ATP binding; microtubule binding; microtubule motor activity. Lineage: Eukaryota; Metazoa; Chordata; Aves; Passeriformes; Passeridae. The transcript is spliced from 15 exons. Bases 800 to 7147 code for a protein of 2115 amino acids.